Cryptomeria japonica (Japanese cedar) is the source of this 1800-nucleotide messenger RNA. Its product is annotated as protein NRT1/ PTR FAMILY 2.13-like. Gene Ontology annotation, molecular function: transmembrane transporter activity. Lineage: Eukaryota; Viridiplantae; Streptophyta; Pinopsida; Cupressales; Cupressaceae. Gene Ontology annotation, cellular component: plasma membrane. The transcript has 4 exons. The record is from RefSeq and is a predicted model, not a curated record. Bases 1 to 1800 code for a protein of 599 amino acids. Gene Ontology annotation, biological process: transmembrane transport.
AUGGAGACCACAUUGGUUGGGAAGUUUGUGGGAAAACAUCCAGAGAUAGCUACAACCUAUAAGUGGGCAUUUGUUAGAUGGGUUAUUAAGUAUAAUCUGUCAAUCUUUGUGCUCCCUAAAGGACAUGAGAGCUUGGAGAGGCUAGCACUUGGCGGGUUGCUGGCAAAUGAGGUGGUCUAUCUAAGAACGAAAUACAAUAUGGAGAUUGUUGCAAUUGUAAAUUUGAAAAAUAUCGUUUCUGGUACAACAAACUUGGCAACCCUAGGUGGCGCCUUUCUUGCAGAUGCUUACAUUGGUCGAUUUCUAGCAUUACUCAUUGGUGCUUUCUCCAAUUUAAUUGGAACGAUUCUAUGGACUCUCACGGAUCGAAUCCCGAGAGUGCGACCACCAAAGUGCAGUGAGGCGCAAGCAAAGUUGAGAGAAUGCAUAAGUGCUUCCAAAGCACAGAUGUUUUUUCUUGUGAUGGCGAUGGUUUUCAUGAGCAUUGGGUCAGCUACAAUAAGACCAGCUGCUACGCCAUUCGGGGCAGAUCAGUUUGAACGAGGAGGAACUAAAACAGUCGAACAGAAGAAAGACCUUCAGAGUUUCUUUAAUUGGUAUUUUUUCUCAAUGAGCUUGGUCAGUGUGGUGGCCAGUACUGUUAUUGUUUAUAUUCAGAGCAAUGUGAGCUGGACCUUGGGAUUUGGUAUCUGUGCUAUUCUCAUGCUCAUUUCAUUAGUUGGCUUCCUUAUUGGUGCACCCCUUUUCUACCGUGAAACGCCACAGGGCAGCCCUUACACAGGUAUAGCACAGGUGAUCAUGGCGUCUAUCAAAAAGAGAAAAUUAUCUCUUCCAUCCGAUCUGACCCUGCUUUAUUACGGCCAAAAUAGUCCUAAAGUCUCUAUUACAUCCAGAUUCAGGUUCCUGGACAAGGCCGCCAUACUUACAGAAGGAGACAUGCAAGCGAACGGCACUGUGGCUCGACCAUGGAACCUCUCACCCAUCCAUAGAAUAGAGGAUUUGAAAAUCCUCAUCGCAAUUCUACCCAUGUUCUCUGUCAAAAUCUGCAAUUCAAUUACAUCACAGCAAUCAACAUAUGCAGUUUUCCAGGCCCUCACAAUGAACCGAAAUAUGGGCUCCUCAAGCAUCAAAGUGCCCGCAGCUUCCAUCCAUGUUGUCUCAUCCUUGGUGGUCAUUUUCUGGCUUCCACUCUACGACAGAGUAUUAGUUCCACUUACAAGGCGCCUCACAAAACAAGAAAGAGGAAUUACACCACUUCAAAGAAUGGGCAUAGGCUAUGUAUUUUCAUUGAUCUCAAUGUUAGUUGCUGCUUUAGUUGAAGUGAAGAGACGAAAUGUGGCCAAAAGCCAUGGCCUCACAGAUGACCCAUCAGCCAUAGCUCCAAUUUCUGUGUUUUGGCUUGUCCCUCAGUUUUUUAUACACGGUCUGGCAAAUUGCUUCCAUGUAGUGGGUUCUCUGGAUUUUUUCUAUACUGAGUUUCAACCCAAUUUGCGUAGCACAGCUAUAGCGCUUUCCUCCAUUAUGAAUGCGGUGGCGGACUAUUUGAGCGUCUUUAUGGUCACGCUUAUUCACAGAUUGACGGGUGGUAAUGGGAAACCUAAUUGGCUUGACAGUAACAUCAACCGUGGGCGACUUGAUUACUUCUACUGGCUCUUGUUGGUCAUGGAGAGCAUCAACGCUUUGUAUUUCAUGUUGCUUGCAUAUUUCUACAAGUAUAGGGAGAAUUUUGUGGUGGAUGGCGGUGAAACGUCUGAUGUGUCUGAUGGUCAAGAGAUGGUGUCUAAGAAAAUAGAAAUAUGA